GCACGAGCUGUCAGACCCCCCGCUACUCACACCGCUCUUCACGAGCCUCUUCCGUGUACAUAGAAUAAUGCACUGUUUUUAAACUUUGGACAUGUCAUCUGCGAACCCCUUCCGCGCAUCCCCCCCGCCCAGCAAUGCUCCUUUUGUGGCUGUUCCGCAGGCUUCCUUGAGCACUCCAGAUAGCACGCCCGAGGCCCGUGAGGAUGGGCGUUUUGUGCUCGACGACACCAUCUCGCUGCCGCCCCGGACCAAGAAGCAUGUCCGCAUAGAGUCCUCGACCGUCUUCAUCCCUCCGCAGUCAAAUAUCGACAGCCCAGACAUGACUGCCUACGCUGCUCUAACCCCGCCACUGGGCGCAACUCACUCGAUGACCUCGCCGUUUCCGACAUACCCUGCUGGCUGGUCCGACGAGCGUAUACAGGCUGCACAAGAUGCACGGGUGAGCUCGUGGUCAAGCCCCGGAGCGUCGCAGCCGACACCUUAUCCAAGUGGAGUGCCGGCGAAUCCGUUUUCCCGCACGUUGGCCACGAUUGAGCCACAAGAGCAGGAGGGAGUGGUGGAGCGGACCGCGGCGGAAGGGGCGGUCCAGAGCAACAACAGAGCCUCGCUGGAUGUGGAAAGCUUCAAGAACCUCCUUCUCACGGGCAGGCCGAGUGCCCGUCCGUCUGCCCAGUCACCGAAGACUGCUGCAUCCACCAUCUCGAGCGCCCCCAUAUUCGAGAGCAGCAGUAGCACCGACACAUCUAUAUCACGGCAAUCAUUAUUCGACCACUCAUACGAAGCGCACGCUGAGUCGCCGCGUACAUCGUACGAGAUGGCCGCUUCAGACGAGGACGAGAGGAAUCGUCUGGUGUCAGAAGUGAGGAAAGAGAAGAAGCAGCCGCCGCCUGCGCCGAAGCCUCGCCAUGGCAAGCCUGUAGCACCGCGACAACCGCAGACGGUGUCGUUCGACGAUUUUGCUGUGAACGUGCCCGCACCAGCUCCUGUGUCGAGGCAGAACAGCUUCGACACGAACAAGCCGCUUCCUCCCACGCCUGUUGCAUCGCAGCCGCCUCUUCACAUUACUACACAGGACAGCACACAACACCAACCGGCGCCUGUGGAGCUCAGACUCAGCGAUACGCCGAGUACGUCGGAUGUUUUGCACUCCCAGAAGAGGGCUCCACCGCCUGUGCCUCUGGCUCGUCGACAGAGCCAGCUUCGGAGCUCUGUGACGAGCAAUAGAUCACGCAGCAGCUCGAGCAUCACCAUGUCGUCACAAGUCUCAAUCGACGCUGUUCUUCCAAGCCCUUCCGCAAGCAUCAACGAUCCAAUGUCGAGUAUCAAAUCACCGCCUCCUCCACCACCUCGCAGACACGGAGCUCGACUGGCAAACAUGGACACAUCCAGCGCAAACUCGUCGACAACAGAGCUACCCCAGCGCUCCACCUCAGUCCGCACAACAGCAUCCUCACAGGGCCCUUCGUCCUCGCGCAGGAGCACGAUAGAUUCAGAACCAGCUCCUUCUGUGUCUGGCGUUAACCGCACAUCAUCCAUAUCAUCAACACGCAACCCAACACGAACCACAUCAGGCGAGAGCACAGGAAGCACGAUGCAAUCUCCGCCACCACUUCCCCCGCCCCGGCGCCGUCAGUCCAAUCGCUCUAGCCUCGACCAACAGCGCCCCCACGUACCCUCGUCUCCCACAGAGAGUCGUCGAACCAGCAUGGAGAACAGGAGGACCAGUGUCGAAAGCAAGAGGCGCACAAGCGGCGCAAGUGAGAGCUCAUUGAGACAUGUAUAUGCGCCCGCGGACGAGAAAUUUACAAGCAACGACUACGCGCUGUAUUCGCCGAGAGAAGAGGUAGAAAACAUUCUGGGUGCGGGCGUUGCGCAGGAUGAGGGGAGGAAAGACUCGACCAGUAUUUUGGACGAUAUGGAGAGGUUUCAGAGGGAGAUUGAUGAGCUGAGGGCUAAGUUUACUCAGGCGGGGUAGUGCGUCGCUUGAUUCUUGUCCAUGCUGGUGUGGAUGAAUAGGCCGUACGACGAGGUGGGAUUGUGGGCGGCGUUUUGCUCUGCAUCAUGUGCAAGAGGGGAGGUUGGCAUUGUUGGCUUUUCUACGCGGGGCUGUUUGCAUUACGAUUCACAUUUCUAGGUCGAAUAUCGAAUUCAUGUCCUGCGCGUCUGGUCUAUCAUUUACCGUCUUCAAUGUGUUGUGGAGAUUCUGUAAAGUUUGCUAUCUUGAAGUAACGGGGCAGCAAGGACAAACGGUGAUACAUCGACGUACACAACAUCUUCAAACGCCCAA
Dothidotthia symphoricarpi CBS 119687 is the source of this 2287-nucleotide messenger RNA. RefSeq lists its product as uncharacterized. The transcript has 2 exons. The record is from RefSeq and is a predicted model, not a curated record. The coding region runs from base 92 to 1975 and encodes 627 amino acids. NCBI's taxonomy places the organism in Eukaryota, Fungi, Ascomycota, Dothideomycetes, Pleosporales, Dothidotthiaceae.